UAUAGUUUUGCAAACAAAAAAUUUUCUCGGUGGCGUGUGUAUGUUUAUAAAGCAAAUUCAACAAUUUCUAAGUAAAUUUAAUUAUUUUAUAAAAUGGAAGAUAUUAAAACAAGUUUAGAUAAGAUAUUGGCAAAAUUCAAUGAUUCCGUUAGUCAUUCAGCACCGAAGAAAUUAACAUUCGAGCAUUUGAGUGAUUCUUUCAAUGACUCGGGGACAAUUCCCAAAAAGAGACGUUUGUCACAAAGUUUUGAAGACAAUGGCUUGAACAUUAGUCUUAACACCAGCAAUGUGUCCUUGAAUAGCAGCGCUGCUCCGCCACCCAGUCCGUGGGAAACACGGCGGAUGAAGGCAGAUUUGAUAGAGGCCCGGACAAGAAUAUCCAAACUUAAACAAGAAGUGGAACGUUUGCACAAAUUGCGCCAGGAAUCUGAGACUUUAUAUGAAAGCCGUGUCUCGGAACUAAAGAAACAAUGUGAGUUUUCCUCUAACAAAAUUCAGGAUUUGGAGAAGCAUAUGCAGUUGUUGAGAAAAAGGGAACAUGCCGCCAAACAAGAUUUGAUCAAGGCCCAGAGUGAUUUGCAGCAACAGAAACAUGGUUACGAGGAAGUGAUUAUCAAGCUACAAAGGGCCAAACAUGAGGUGGAAGAAAAUGCCCGUUUGGUCCAGAAUAGCAUGGCCAAUGAAUUGGGUGAAUAUAAACGGCAUGCCGAAAAGAUUGAGCUGGAGCUGGAAUUAAGCUGCGAUGAAUUGGAGUCCCUUAGAAGCCAAAUGGAUGACUUGAAAUCCAAGGCUUGUUGUUAUGAUGAUCUUAAAUUGGAUAACGAAAAAGUAAAUCAGGAAUUGGAAAAUGCCAAUCAGCGGAUCAAGGAAUUGGAAUUUGAAAUUGCUUCCUACAAUGAUUGGAAAGAGAUUACCAAGAAUUCCCAAGAUCGUUUGCUUAGCAUCCCAAACAUGGAUAAGGAGCUGGAACGUUUACGCUCCAACAACAAACACUUGCAGGAAUUGUUGGGCAAUAAAUUGCUUUUGGAAGAACAGGUAUACGAUUUACGUUCUCGCCUCGAACGCGAAGAAGGUGCCCGCUCCGAAGUUGUGGCCUUGCAAGUACAACUGAAACAUGCUCAAGAAGAAGUUAAGGAAUGGGUUAAAGUGGCCCAAGAUCAUUGUUCGCCAAAUAUGUUAGUUAGCCCAUUGGCUUUAAGGGCCCGUAUUGAGGAACUCCUACAACAUGAUGUCCUUAUGGCCAGCGAAAAGAAUACCAAGGCCUCUGAAUCCAAAACCAUGGAAUCGGAGUUAUUAGAUUACAAGCAAAAAUGUGAAAUCUAUUCGAAAAAUAUGGAAGAACUUAAUGUGGCCCUCAAGCGCCACAAGGCCUUUAAGGAUCGUGUGCAAAAGAAAUUGCUGUUGGUUUCCAAGGAGCGUGAUUGUUACAAACAGCUAUUGGAGAACUUUGAAAAAGAUCUCACCAUCUCUAAUCCCAUUGCACCCGAUCUAUCUUCCACCGAGAAUCAACUGAAAACACGUAUUGAAAUGUUGGAAAAAACGUUGGUGGGCUAUAAGGAUAUGUGUGCCAGUUUGGAAAAGGAAUUGAAUACGGCCAAGUCACUGCCAAAUUCGGAUCCAACCGGUGAUCAAAGCAGUGUUAAUAUGAGUGUUGAUGCCAAUGCAACGGGCUAUGAACAUUUCAAGAAGGAGCUGGAUACCUUGCGCAUGGAAAAUGAACGUUUGCGUAGACGUAAAGAGGAAUUGGAGUUGGAAUUGGAACAUCGUUGUCUUAAAGGUGACUUUAACAUGGAGAAAUACAAGGUGGUACACAUGCGGUUGAAUCCAGCAAAUGAGGCAUAUGAAAAUGCCGAUAAUUUGAUUGAAAAGUUGCAAGCAGAGAUUGAACGUUUGAAACGUAAAAACAAAAAACUGGAAGAAGACAAUGAAGUCACGCAGGCACGUCUCAAUGAAACCACCAACAUUACUAUGAAUUUCAAGGAAAUAAAUCAGCUGCGUGGCGAGCUGGAGUCAAUGAAUUCCAAGAUGAAGAAAAUGAAAGAAUGCUACAAAUCUGCCAGCAUGGAGUUUCGUGAAGUUGUUUACAUGUUAUUUGGCUAUCGCAUCGAUAGGGUGGGCUCCAAUACAAAUUACAAAAUUUCCAGCAUGUAUGCCGAAGAUCCAGAUCAUUAUCUAAAUUUCCGUUUGAAUGAAUCCAAUAUGUUGGAUAUGCUGGAGACACCAUACUCGGCCACACUCAAGUCACUGAUUGAAACACAGCUGGUGGGCAAUAAGUCGUUACCGGCCUUUCUUAGUGCUUUAACAUUGGAUCUGUUUCAAAAAGCAACAAUAACACUGUCUUAGUAUAGAGCAGAAGAACGCACAGAAAUCGCCAAGAAUGAGUUAGGUGGGCUGUGUGCUAAGCAGUCGUAGUUUCUUGUAUUUUAUAAGUAAAGCUCAAAGAUAAGUAUUUUUUUUUUUUUUUAAUCAUUUCACAAAAACAAAAAAGCCAACAAAUAACAAAGCAUUCUUCUUGAUUUUCCUCUACUUUUUUGUGAGAGCAAGAAAUAAAUCAAAACUUUGUGGAGUUCCCAAAAAACCAUAAAAAAUGUCACAACAACAACUGUGAAACGAUAAUACAUAUAUCCAUACUAUGUUUAGUAAUACAUACUGUAUAUUGUGCAUAUUAUUAUUAGCGGUAAACUACAAUAUAUUCAUACACAUACAAA
Musca domestica (house fly) is the source of this 2708-nucleotide messenger RNA. It is a transcript of the gene Mad1, whose product is annotated as mitotic spindle assembly checkpoint protein MAD1. The record is from RefSeq and is a predicted model, not a curated record. The coding region runs from base 94 to 2343 and encodes 749 amino acids. Lineage: Eukaryota; Metazoa; Arthropoda; Insecta; Diptera; Muscidae. The transcript is spliced from 7 exons. Gene Ontology annotation, cellular component: kinetochore; nuclear envelope; mitotic spindle. Gene Ontology annotation, biological process: mitotic spindle assembly checkpoint signaling; attachment of mitotic spindle microtubules to kinetochore.